Ananas comosus (pineapple) is the source of this 2514-nucleotide messenger RNA. RefSeq names its product LRR receptor-like serine/threonine-protein kinase GSO1. Lineage: Eukaryota; Viridiplantae; Streptophyta; Magnoliopsida; Poales; Bromeliaceae. Bases 26 to 2455 code for a protein of 809 amino acids. The record is from RefSeq and is a predicted model, not a curated record. The transcript has a single exon. Gene Ontology annotation, molecular function: protein binding.
ACUUACCUCUCUACUUCAUUUCGAUAUGAGCGGCUCUUCGAUUGAGAAUACCUCUAAUUGGCUACUAGCAUUGAACAUGCUUCCUUUAGUACAAGACAUUGGUUUGGCGGGCUGCCAAUUCGAUAACUUCCCACAAUCCCUCCCGUUUGUCAAUUUUACCUCUCUCUCCCUUUUGGAUCUUUCUGGCGCAUCACUUUGGGAUUUUUCUAAUAACAGCAAAGUAAAUUCUAGCUUACCCGAGUGGUUGUUUAGAAUUACUUCCCUUCAGUUUCUUUAUCUCAGUGCAAGCGAAUUUACUGAGCUCAUCCCAUCUGGAAUUGGAAACUUGACUUCGCUCAUGUUUCUUGAACUAGAGGAUGUUGACAUUGAUGCCGGGAUACCGUCUAGUUUGAGCAAUCUCUGCGAGCUUGGCACGCUAGAUUUUUCAGGUUCCACAAUUAAUUCCCAAUUAGACGUAUUCAAAGCGUCUUUUUCUGGGUGUAUCAAAAACAGUUUGCAAGAGUUGGACUUACGUAAUACUUCUCUAAGUGGCAACAUGCCGGAUUGGAUCGGUGACCUGAACAAUCUAUAUAUUCUUGAUCUUUCAUUUAACUCACUUUCCGGUUCGAUCCCCACGUCUUUUUGUAAACUAUCCACCUUACAGGUGUUAUUCUUAUAUAACAAUAAGCUAAAUGGCACUGUUCCGGAAUGCCUUGGAAACCUUAGUGAGGUAAAAUAUUUGGCUCUUAGCUCCAACGCUCUCAUCGGAGUUAUUUCAGAAUAUCAUUUUUCUAAUCUUACAGAGUUAGAGGAUAUGGACCUGAAUUCCAACUCCUUGGAUUUGAAUCUGAGUUACAACUGGGUUCCUCCUUUCCAACUCGAUUAUUUGGACUUCAGUGGCUGUAAAUUAGGCCCCCAGUUUCCCUCAUGGCUACAGACUCAGAAGUCUCUAGCCCACCUCGAUCUAUCUUCCACGGGGAUUUCAGAUUCAGUGCCAAAUUGGUUUUGGAACUCAAUGACCAAUCUUUCAACCGUUUUUCUCGCUAAUAAUGAGCUACAUGGUGUGAUACCCAACGCAAUAAAAUUUAGUGAUGAUACAGAUUUAUCUAUUGAUUUAAGUUCCAACUUCUUUGAGGGACCAGUGCCCAUUUUCCCGUCAAACACAGCAGAAUUGGAUUUGUCAAACAAUUCAUUUAUGGGUCCUAUUCCUGAUGGUAUUUUUCAGCUAAUGCCUAAUUUAAGAAUGCUUGCGCUGGCGAUGAAUAAAAUAAAUGGCGGGAUCCCCUCUUCUAUGUGUAAUUCACAAUUGAUUACCAUAUCAAUCUCAAACAACAAUUUAUCAGGAGAGCUUCCAAACUGUCAAAAUAAUACUCAAUUAGUAGGUUUGGAUCUUUCAAAUAAUAAUCUUUCCGGAGGAAUACCCAAGUGGCUUUGUGAAUCGCCUCAGUUUCAACACUUGCACCUAAGGAAAAACAGUUUAUCUGGAGAGCUUCCCCCAUCCUUAAAGACCUGCAAGAAGCUGGAUACUCUUGAUCUUGGCGGUAACAUGUUUACAGGAAGGAUACCAAUCUGGCUUGGAGAGCUCUCGUCUCUGAAGAUUCUUAGCUUUAAAUCAAACAAGUUUGUCGGCCAAAUUCCAAUGGAACUCUCUAAUCUUACUGUUCUCCGAAUCUUAGACCUCUCAAACAACAAGCUUUCAGGGUCGAUACCGAUGACCUUCGGCAACUUCAUGGCUAUGAGGAACCCUCUUACAAACAUUCGAUCUAUCCUAAACAUCACAACUGGUAAUUAUGGUGAGAAUAUGAUUUUGGACAUCAAAGGAAGAGAAGAUCGAUAUGGUAGCAUUCUUCUUUCGCAGAUGACGAUCUUGGAUCUCUCUAGGAAUAGCUUGUCAGGACGCAUACCUGAUGAACUAACAAAUCUUCUCGGAUUGUUGGUAUUCGAUUUGUCGAGUAAUGAUCUAACGGGACAAGUACCGUCCAAUAUAGGCGAUAUGAUGGAACUAGAAUAUCUUGACUUGUCGAGAAACAAGUUAUCAGGAGCAAUUCCUUCUAGCUUGUCCAACUUAAGCUUCUUGGACUUCUUGGACUUAUCUUACAACAACUUCUCGGGAAGAAUUCCGACAGGAAAGCAAAUGAACACAUUUGUAGACCCUAAAAUAUAUGUCGGAAACCAAUAUCUUUGCGGAUUCCAAAUAAAUGUGAGUUGCACAGACCAGCCAAGUCAAACUCCAACUAAUGUUUCAGAAGAUGCAGACGAAAAUCGAAAAGAGAUCUUACGCCUCUGCCUUAUUACAAUAGCAGGAUUUGCAGUUGGGUUUUGGGCUAUUUCUGGAGUUUUGUUGGUAAAUAAAAGAUUUAGAAUUUGGUGGUUCCGAUACGUAGACAGCUUGUAUGACAGUCUCUAUGUAACCUCUAGAGUAUGGUUUGCAAGACUUAAGAAAAAGAUGUCAAAAAUAAACGCAACUGAUGGCUGAAAUGUAAUGAUAUGUAGGUUAAUCAAUUUUAAUAAAUAAAAGCUGAAUUGUCUUUUCUA